ACUUCGCUGUCGGUCAUGUCUCUUAAACCUACGUGGAUGAUUAUCUCUUCGCAAGUACACUAUAUCCGCUGCAGUGUAUUUUAUUAUGAAUAUAGACUAAAAAAGACUUCAGUAAAUGAUUUAAGGUUCCCGUGGACACCAGCCAGGACAUUAAGGGAUUUAAUAACAUGGACCUAUUUGUAACCUGACGCAACACAACUCACCGCCUGCUAAAGGCUAACUUAGAUAGCUAGCUAAUAGUGUAGUGGAAAACGUGUUAGACUGAAUGUAAGAUGUUACAACCAUACUGGACAAUCAUUUACAGCUUAGUUACAGCUUAAAUCAAGCUAAUCAUACUAUACUUCCAUAUAUGUGUGCCUUUAGCUACGAGCUGCAGGAAACUGGAGGUAGUUUUUCAAAAUAAAAGUGUGAAGAAAUAAUUUAAAAUUUCCUAUUUGAUGGAGUCAUAUCUGCUUAAUUCUGGGUGAUCAUAAAAUGCCCUAGAAGGAUUCUGGUAGUAUAUAUGGUGUGUUUCUGAAUGUAAGGCGUUAUUUACGUUUUGACUCGAUUUCUUGCUAAUCACUCAGAGUUGUAUUUUGAAAAGCCAGUUUUUGUUAUUGCCUGCCAAAGUUUAACAUUUGGUGGUGCUUGUCAUAACUCAGUAUACCUCUUCCCUGAUAAGCAGCAUGGGCCUCAGACUAGGUGUGAGUUGCACUGUGUUAUUCAUCUUACUGGAUAUUGUCAUCACCACUGUCCUAUACACACACGGGGCACACUUAACUAUAUUCAGAGAGGAAGUCCUGGACUUUAACAUCCUCCAGUCAGCAUUGGAUCUUUGGGGGACUGUGCUGCUCCGAGCCUCCCUUCUGCUGGGAGCUUCCAUAGGUGUGUCAUGGAACAACGAGGAUGGCCCACCGAGGGUCACUACCCUCAACAACCUCAUUCUCCUCAUCUGCCUGAUCGUCAUCACUUAUGCCCUGGCCAAGCUGCUGAUGCUGUCUGAGCUGGAGCCUCUGACACACCAGCCCUGGCUCCUGAGCCUGAUAUGCUGGACUUGUGCCUCCUCUCUGGGUGUGAUGCUGCUCUGGAGGUCGCUGGGGAAGAAGCCUGGCUCGGUGAGCAGUCACAACAGCAGCAGCAGCAGCAGUAGAGGAGGAGGAGGAGGAGGCUGUGAGGACACUGAGAAACUGGUGGGGUCAGCUGAUGAGGAGGAGCAGGAUGCGAGUUGUGAGAGGAAGAAGCGAAAGGAGGAGGGAAACGAGGAGAAAGAGAAGAGCAGCUCUGGGGCUACACUGGGACGUUUGAUAGCCAUCUGCAGGAAGGAUGCGUGGCUGCUGUCUGUAGCUGUCCUCUUCCUCUUCAUCUCUGCUGUGUGUGAAGCCUUCAUACCGUAUUACUAUGGGAUGGCCAUAGACAGCAUUGUAGUUCACAAGAGCAUGGAGUACUUUGCUAAACCGGUCAUUACACUGGCAGUGCUGGCCUUAGCCAGUUCACUUGCAGUGGGAGCGCGUGGAGGAGUCUUCACCCUGACAUUUGCUCGAUUAAACCUUCGGCUCAGGAACCUUCUCUUCAGAACUCUGAUGAGGCAGGAAAUUGCCUUUUUUGAUGAAAACCACACAGGUGACAUCAUUUCACGCCUGUCAGCGGACACCACCCAAGUGAGUGAUCUCAUCUCCCAGAAUGUCAACAUUUUCCUGAGGAGCACCAUCAAGGGCGCUGGCUUCUUCAUCUUUAUGUUUAAGAUGUCCUGGAAGCUCACGCUGGUGACCGUCAUGGGAUUCCCUUUCAUUGCCGUGGUCUCUAAAGUUUAUGGAGAAUACUAUAAGAAACUGACCAAAGAAGUGCAAACAACUCUUGCAGAGGCCAAUAAAGUUGCAGAAGAAACCAUUUCAGCCAUGAGGACAGUGCGGAGCUUUGCCAACGAAUGCGGGGAGGCCGACUCCUACUACACCAAGCUCUUAGUCAUGUUCCAGCUCAACAAAAAGCAGGCCUUGGCCUAUGCUUGCUACAUGUGGUCCAGUUGUAUUUCAGAACUGGCUUUAGAGGUCGCUGUCCUCUACUAUGGUGGGCACCUUGUGGUUACUGGUCAGAUGACUAGUGGUGCCUUGAUAUCUUUCUUCAUAUACAUGCUCGAGCUGGGAGAAUGUCUAGAGAGCAUUGCGUCUGUGUACACGGGCCUCAUGCAGGGAGUGGGAGCUGCUGAGAAGGUUUUUGAGUACCUGGACAGGAAACCCAAACACCCAGCUGAUGGCACAGAGGCUCCAGACACAUGUACCGGUGUGGUUGAAUUUAAAGACAUCACGUUUGCCUACCCAACACGUGCUGAGGUUGAUAUUCUCAAGGGAGUGUCUUUCACCCUGCGGCCCGGAGAGGUCACGGCCCUCGUGGGACCCUCAGGCAGUGGGAAGAGCUCCUGUGUGAGUCUGCUGGAAAACUUCUACCUUCCUCAACAAGGCCAAGUGUUGCUGGAUGGAAAACCUGUUCACACCUUCAAGCAUGACUACCUCCACUCCAAGGUCGCUCUUGUGGGCCAAGAGCCUGUCCUGUUUGCCCGCACUGUUGAGGAAAACAUCACCUACGGCCUGAGUGACGUCCCCAUGGAGGCUGUGGUGCAGGCUGCCACAAAGGCUAACGCUCAUGACUUUAUCAGCAACCUCCCCAAAGGCUAUCAGACAAGUGUUGGAGAGAAGGGCACCCAGCUGUCAGGAGGGCAGAAACAAAGAGUGGCCAUCGCAAGAGCUCUCAUCCGCAACCCACACGUUCUUAUUCUGGACGAGGCGACCAGCGCUCUGGAUGCAGAAAGUGAGCACAUUGUGCAGCAGGCUCUGAACAACAUCAUGCAGGAGCACACAGUGCUGGUGAUCGCCCACCGGCUCAGCACAGUGGAGAAGGCGGACAACAUCAUAGUGAUCGACAAGGGCCGUGUGGCUGAACAGGGCCCUCACAGUAAGCUAAUGGCCAGCGGGGGGCUCUACUGCAAGCUGGUGCAGAGGCAGGUCCUGGGCAUAGAGACAGGAGCUGAGGUCCUAAACCCAUCCGAAAACCACAGCUGGAAGCCUGAUACAGCGCGUCAGCUGAGCAGACAAAGCAGCAGCACCAGCGAGUCUGAGUGCAAUGUUCGCUACUGAGAAUGAACUGCAGUGUGUGGAAAUGGGAUUGGACUGCUGCUUAAACCAUAUGUACUGUAGGACUAUAUGACAUUUUGUGCAGAUAAUCUGUAGCUUAAACAGAAUAUAGGCGCUCCAGGGAAAUUUAGAACCUUGAUCUAUUUUAAUGAGGAACUUGAUCAAUUAUCAUGUUAGACUUGGUUUAGGUGAAAAUCCACAUACAGACAAACUGAGAAGCAUUGUUAAGUUAUAAAUAUACAGUCGAAUGUAUCAAAACAUAUCAAAGAGGGUCCACAUUGUCACUGGACAUAAAACUUGAAUGGGUGACCAGCAUGAUCACUAACUGGUACAUUAGCUUUAAGAUGAGGCAAUAUGUUGCUGCUGACUGUAUAAGACUGUGUGUGUUUGUACUUUUGAGUACCUCAUCAUCACACUCCAGAUUGAGAACUUGUUGUUUUACUCAGCUCGUGGUGUUUCUUUUCAGGGUGGUUAAACUAAAUGUAUUUGUAAUUCCACAAGUAAGUUGUGUAAUGAUCACACAGAAGAGUCAGGUGCUUUUGGCUGUGGAACUUAAUGCACUGUAGAGAGCUAUGAUUGUCAGGGAUUAAGAUAAAAUAAUUAAUGGCAUUACACAUACAUAAUGUAAAUGAACACUAUAUAUAAUGAAUACUGUAAAAAUAUACUACAUGUAGUCCUUUAUGGUUACACACAUGCUGGAUAAAUGCCAUAUGCUACAUUCACUGUCUCCUGGUUAACUCCCCUUUCUGUUUUCAGUCAGUGGAAACACGGGCAUACUUGUGACUUGCGUAGUAAUAGGCAUACUGUGAUGGAUCAUGAAACAUGAGUUGUAUUUGGGGGUGUUUUGUCUAGUAUAAUACUGCGACUUUCCUUUUAAUCAUAUGUAUCAAAUUUAUCACGUUGGUGUAAAAUCAUUUGCCUGCA
Molecule: messenger RNA, 4028 nt
Organism: Toxotes jaculatrix (banded archerfish)
Lineage: Eukaryota; Metazoa; Chordata; Actinopteri; Toxotidae
Gene: abcb9
Product: ATP-binding cassette, sub-family B (MDR/TAP), member 9
Exons: 11
Coding region: 666-3107 (813 amino acids)
Biological process (GO): transmembrane transport
Cellular component (GO): membrane
Molecular function (GO): ATP binding; ABC-type oligopeptide transporter activity; ATP hydrolysis activity
Source: RefSeq, a predicted model, not a curated record